GGGGGAGGGAAGGGAAAGACUCAAGGAUCAGAAGGAGAAAGAGGCAGACAAGAGACAACAACUAGGCUGACUGUGCCGCACGUGGGGGAACAUAGAGACCAUUGGACGAGUUUGGGAAGAACAAAAAUAAACAGACGAAAACUUUAUGGAAACGGAAAACUCUAAAACACUUAAUAGUUUUAGAAGAACAAAGAACUUUUCCUUGGAAACUAAGUAACCAGAGUAGGAAGAUAAUGAACACGGGAGAGGCAAUAGGAGAACAAAACCAGCAAGGUCCAUAGGUUGGAGGUGAUGUAAGGUGAGAAGGCUCAGCCCUAAAAGUUCUCCCACGAAUCAAGGAAAAGAGACAAUGGCCUCAGGUGGCAGCAACAUGCUGAUGUUCCUGGUCCUCACGUCCCUCUGUCUGCAGAGGGUCUUCCUGGAACAAAGUCGGGUUCUAGAGCAGAGGAAACCUUUUUUUGAACGUUUCAGGAGGUUGGAGGAACAGUUUCGCCGUUUUCAAGAGGUGACACUGACUCGUCUACAAGGGAUUGCUGAGAACUACAACAUCUCCUACAAUAUUGAUGCUCGCUUCAACCACAUUUAUGACCAGCAACGGUCAUUCGCACAAGCGAUCAAUGCCUCUAAUGAAAUGACUGAAAGGGAGUUAAAUGACAUCAAAGUCUGGUUGAAAAAGGUUCAGAAGAAAACCAAAAAGUUGGACUUAAAGAUCUCUGCCCUGGAGCAAGCCAUGGCUGAUAGGAACAAGCAGAUGACCAAAGAAAACAAAGCCAGGGAUGUUGCAAUAGCCAACCUGACCUCGGCCCUCAGCAGCCAGAGAAGGAUCAUUUACCAACUGGUGAAAGACAAGAGUGAGUUGCAGAAGGGGAUGGAGAUGUUUCGGGAGUCUGUGGAGAGGCAGGGAGGCAAAAUUGCUGAUUUAGAGAAGCGGUUACAAAGUAUGGAGCAGAAUGAGAUUCUACCACUGAGAUCCUUGACAUCAGCUCAGGAGCUCAAUCGGACCCCUGAGAGUAAGCAACUGGUGUCUCCAGAAAAUGACCCUGAGCCGAUUACUGUCCAGCAGCGUAUGGUCAAGCUGCAGGCCAAGCAUAACCAGAGAAAGAAGCUGCUGGAAGAACAGCAGCUGCUUAUACCACCCAAAAAUAAAAUGUCUCACAUGUCUGCUCCACAUAGAGAAGAGACCAGGAGCAUAAACCCAUCAGAACAGAAGAGAUCUGACAUACAAACUAUGAGUACAUCAACAACCAUAACAGAGGUUCCACCACGCAACCACAGAACUAACAUUCACCUGGGAAAGUCUGUCCCUGGCACAGGUUAUAUUCCACAGAUAUCAGCUCUUCUUGGAAAUGUGACAAGAGACACCAGCCCGCCAAUAGCAAAAAUACCCUAUCUGCAAACAAAUAUGAAGCCACCACAUAACACAAGCCUCCCAAAACACCAAGUGGAGAGCACCAAAGAACCAGCCACAAUAUGUAAUGUGGAUGCCAUGUUGAUUUUCCCCAACUCUUCCACUGAAAACUUUGCUACCUUCAGCAAAGGACUGAGGGAAGCGUUGCAUGAACUGUCCAUCUGCACCUGGGUAAAGACCGGCGUUGGAUACCUGGGUACUAUCCUUUCAUAUGCAACAGAAGAGAAUGACAACAAGCUUGUUCUCCACGGCAGGAAUGGUGCAGCCUACGACUCUCUCCACUUUGUCAUCGGAGAUCCAGCCUUCCGGGAACUGCCAGUUCUGCCCUUUGUGGACGGCAGCUGGCAUCACACUUGCUUCAUCUGGUCCUCCAUCCAGGGCAAGUACUGGUUCUAUGUUGACCGUAGGUUAAUGUCUACUGGUUCCAGAUUUCAGAAAGGCUAUGAGAUCCCUCCUGGAGGAUCACUGGUUCUUGGGCAGGAACAAGACACCUUAGGUGGUGGAUUUGAUUCCUCUGAGGCUUUCGUGGGUCAUCUGGCAGGUUUUGCAAUGUGGAAUCGGGCUUUGUCACCAGGAGAAGUCUCUGGCAUUGCCACAGGGAGAGGAUUGCCUAGAGGUACCAUCUUAACACUGGCAGAUGCCACUUCCCUUCAUGGUUCGGUGCAGAGAGUGAACUGUACCUGCCUGGAGCACUGCCUGUAGACUACCAUGAAAUAUAUUUUGUAAAUAGAUGAUAAUACUGCUUCCAUAUUGGACAAUUGCUGGAUGACUUGGAAUGUUACUGACUGAAACAUACAGGCCGUCAUACAGAUAAUUAUAUAGACCUUAUCAACUGUCAGAUGACCAAUACCUGUUGUUGUUGUUUUAUUAAUAAUACAUUAUUUAUCUUGCUGAAUUAUAAGUCAAAAUGCAUACAGUAUACAAGAGCAAGCCACUCCAGUUUCUGUAUUCUUAGCAUGUGCAAGUAGGUGGCGCUGUAGUUCUUCUACCAUUCUUCCAUGAUUUAUUGGACAACAUGGCUUCAACAUUGUUUUUGGACAUUGUGCAGUGCACGUGUCUGUUUUUUAACAAUUGAUAUGUGUGUAUGGAAUUUAUUAUGUACAUUUAUGUACAUUAUGCAUUUGCAUUAACUAUAUAUAUAUAUAUAUAUAUAUAUAUAUAUACAUAUAUAUAAUGGUGUUCCUUCUUGUCCUAGGGCUAGCUAGGGCUAGGACUAUGUGGGUUUAGCAUUAUGUUCACAGUGGCGUUAGUCUACCAGGUCGUAUUUCAUUAUAUUCAACAUUUCAUGUUAAUUAUUGUUAUAUACAUAAACAAAUAAAAAAAUAAUAUGGCUAUACCUUCCAGUACAAAAUUAUACUAUUAGCUGAUAACCUAUACUGUAGAAUAUGUCAUAUAUAUAAGAAGUCACUUUUGAUAGCCAUGACCCCUAUUUCUGGCAAUAAGGCUUUUUUUAUUUAAUAUGACAAUGAGAAGUAUUGCUGCAGAAGAUGAGACGUCCCCAGCUGUUCUGGCAUGGAGCGUUAAGACUUAACUUACUGCUUUGCCACGCCAGUCUAGUCUACGACUGUACAAAAAUAGCUAAAUGUUAUUUUUUAAAAAGUUACACAUUAGUGAAAGAAUAAACCUUAUUAUUAUUAUUAAUAAUCCAUUAUCGCCAACCAGAGAUGAUCACCACUGGAGGUGAUUAUUACACCAGGAAGCCUUUCAUAUGUUGGGUGUUAUCAUCUGUGAAAACUUAAUCUUUGUCUUCAUAAAUCACCUCCUGUGUCACAGAAUUCAGUGGCUUCUAAUACCUUAACAAUCUACAGUAUAGUAAAUAUUAUCAACUACAUUUUAAAAGUAUACAAUGUCAAGCAUAUUUGGUUGAGCUGUGCGGCUGGUGCUUACAUACACACUUAAAAAAAUGAUAGGGAGAGUCUUGACCACAAGAGCUUGCAAUCUAAAAGAUAGGCAUCCUAUGUUGCUAUAUGCAAGUGUGAUCAUCAUAUGUUCAUAUUGACUUUAUGUCACAUUACGUAUAUCUGAAUAGCAACAUCUGCUUCUCGAUAAUUUCCUGUAUCUUUGUAUACUGUGUAAUGCCAUAUACUGUAGGAAUAAAGCGGAGGCAAAAAGUA
This is a messenger RNA of Pseudophryne corroboree (corroboree frog), 3522 nucleotides long. RefSeq names its product pentraxin 4 (gene PTX4). The record is from RefSeq and is a predicted model, not a curated record. Lineage: Eukaryota; Metazoa; Chordata; Amphibia; Anura; Myobatrachidae. The transcript has 3 exons. The coding region runs from base 350 to 2110 and encodes 586 amino acids.